CAAAAAGUAUUUCCUUAAAAAAGGAAAACAAAAAAGAAAAGUAAAAAAGACUCCCCAAAUUUCUGUGUUUAUUCUAUUGCAUAUUUCUGUAAAAAUGGAUGCAAUACGAAAACAAGCUUCCAAGCUUAGAGAACAAGUUGCUAGACAGCAACAGGCUGUUCUCAAACAAUUUGGUGGACUCGGCGGUUCUGAAGAUAUUGUAGCAAAUGAAGUAGAAAUACGGCAGCAACAAAAGCUUGAAAAGCUUUACAUAUCUACACGUUCUGCUAAGCACUUUCAACGGGACAUUGUGCGUGGUGUGGAGGGUUUUAUUGUAACUGGGUCCAAGCAAGUAGAAAUUGGUACCAAACUUUCUGAAGACAGCAGGAAAUAUGGUGCUGAGAACACGUGCACCAAUGGUAAUGCAUUAUCCAGAGCAGCUAUGAGUUAUAGUAGUGCUCGAAUGGAUAUUGAAAGGGAACGAGAAAAUCUGUUGAAAACUUUUGGCACACAGGUUGCAGAGCCUUUGAGAGCUAUGGUAGUGGGAGCUCCUUUGGAGGAUGCUCGACGUCAUGCUCAAAGAUAUGACAGAGUCAGACAAGAAGCUGAAACUCAGGUGAUUGAAGUUGCAAGACGACAAGCAAAAGUUAAAGAAUCUAAUGGGAAUCCCGAAAAUUUGUCAAAAUUUGAAGCUGCCCAAGCCAGACUCCAAGAGCUAAAGUCAAGUAUGACUAUAUUGGGUAAAGAAGCUGUUGCUACCAUGUCAGCCGUGGAAGCUCAACAACAGCGGUUAACACUUCAGCGACUUAUAACCAUGGUUGAAGCAGAGAAAAAUCAUUAUAAAAAAGUUCUGCAUAUACUUGAUCGACUUGAGGGCGAGAUGCUGCAAGAGCGUCAACGGAUUGAAGCUACACCUGCUGCAGUUUCAGCCAUGAGUUCUCCACCUCAUGAUGAAUCCAAUGGUGUAUUUGCUUCUCAAAGAACUGAUGACGCUGCAGAGAAUAUGGACUACUAUCUAGGAGAGGUUAUACAUCCAUAUCAGGCUGAAUCUGAUGCUGAGUUGAGCUUAACAAUUGGUGACUAUGUCGUUGUUCGAAAGGUUUCAAGCAAUGGUUGGGCAGAAGGUGAAUGCGAAGGUAAAGCUGGCUGGUUCCCUUUGGAGUAUGUAGAACGGCGAGACCGUAUUCUUUGUAACAAGACGGAAGAAGUUCAAUAUUAGCUAACCUACUGUUUUAGUUUAGCAUGAAUAUGAAAUAUGAAUAUUUCUGGUUCUUUGUCACUUUCAGGUUAUUAGGUUCCCCUGCUCAGUAUUCAGUCUCUUCUAUGCUAUUUUGAAAAGGAAUAAUUGGUAUUGCUAAUAGUAUUAGGGCUAACGACUAUUUAUAA
Messenger RNA from Erigeron canadensis, 1365 nucleotides. RefSeq names its product SH3 domain-containing protein 2-like. The record is from RefSeq and is a predicted model, not a curated record. The transcript has 10 exons. The coding region runs from base 95 to 1198 and encodes 367 amino acids. NCBI's taxonomy places the organism in Eukaryota, Viridiplantae, Streptophyta, Magnoliopsida, Asterales, Asteraceae. Gene Ontology annotation, molecular function: protein binding.